Cottoperca gobio is the source of this 2007-nucleotide messenger RNA. It is a transcript of the gene rab42b, whose product is annotated as RAB42, member RAS oncogene family. Gene Ontology annotation, molecular function: GTPase activity; GTP binding. NCBI's taxonomy places the organism in Eukaryota, Metazoa, Chordata, Actinopteri, Perciformes, Bovichtidae. Bases 333 to 1001 code for a protein of 222 amino acids. The record is from RefSeq and is a predicted model, not a curated record. The transcript is spliced from 3 exons.
CCUGCACAUGCUUACAGCAGCAGUUCAGAAACUCUUCUGAGAACUGCAGCUGCACUGGGAUCUACUGGGUUUUUUUGGGACAGAUUUCUUUACAUGCGUGCUUUUUGAAGAGGUUUAGUUGAACCACCAUGGGAAUGAGACUGGGAGUCUUGUGCUGCAGCCCCCACCUGCACAGGAGUUUGGGAUGACUGUCAACACAGGCUGCUCUCUGCUGAUUGCGAGAUAUACAUAAGGAGUGGCUGUCUGGGGUUGUUCUCAACAUUUGGAGCGUCAAAGGUAGAGAACCUACUGGAGGGAAGCUGAUGUGGGAUUGCUAGUCUCUUACAGCAACAAUGGACCUAACUUUGUGGCAGUACCAGUUCAGGAUCAUCAUGCUGGGGGACUCCACAGUGGGCAAGUCCUCCUUACUGAAGCGCUACACUGAAGACAUGUUCCUGGAGUCCAUCAACCAGACGGUGGGUGUAGACUUCUAUGUUCACUUCCUGGAGGUGGAGCCGGGAGUCCGUGUCAAGCUGCAGUUCUGGGACACAGCCGGACAGGAAAGGUUCAGGUCGGUGACCCGUUCUUAUUACCGCAACUCAGUGGGAGGCAUGCUGGUCUUUGACAUGACCAACCAAGCCUCCUUUGACCAUAUUACAGAGUGGCACGCUGAGGUGUGCGAGCGAGUGCAGCCGCACAAGGUUCUGUUUGUCCUGGUGGGACAGAAGAGUGACCAAGAUGCUCAGGGGGAGAGGGUGGUGAGUCGAGAGGAGGCCGAGAAACUGGCCGGGCAGCUAGGGGUGCCAUACGUGGAGGCCUCCGCCAAGUCGGGUCACAACGUGAAGGACGCCUUUGAGCUGCUCACUCGACGCGUCUACCAGGGUCUGCUGAGUGGAGAGGUGGAGCUGCAAGAGGGAUGGGAUGGAGUCAAGUGCGCCGCCCCACAGGCGCUGCAGUUACAGAGAGCCAACCUGACACAGUCCGGCACGGCCUCCAAGAACAAGAAGAAGUGUUGUGCUUAAACUGUGGACUGGUGGUGGUCACCCGUACGCACUCGUGUUACCGUAGAACCAAAAGCAGACACCAGGAAGUGGGAUCUGUGCUGCACGGUUACUGUAACAGCGUGACCGACUGAUUUGAAAUGUUUCUUUGCACCUUAGUUGGGAAGAUAAAACGUUAACCAUCUAGUGAUGUCAGAGAACAGUGUGUGACUUUCUAUGUACAAUACUUUGGGCUUAAGUUUGAACUUUAUAAAUAAAAGGUGUGUAACUGAUACUCGCAGCCAUGGAAAUGUUGGUCAGUCGCUGUCCAGACUGUUUAAUUACAAAAUCCAUAGUUUUCUUUUCUAUUUAUAGGACUUUUAAAACUCGACAGAGGUCCGUGCUCUCUUUCGGGAGAGUCUCGGCCAACAGCUGAUCAGACUAACAUGGACUGAUGAGGUCAUUGCUUACCUCAGUUCAGGGAGGGCAGGAGUUGUAACGAUGACAUAUUGAGCCACCUUCGGUGCGAGAUGAGACUCCGUCACCAUUACAAUCAAUCUACAAGUAAGGCAGACGAUCUCGUCUUCUCUCGUAUUGAUUCGUUCGCCUCAUGAUCUGCACAGUGGGGGGAGUGUUUGCCAUCGUUGGUGUCCUGAUGCCCCAAGAAGAUUAAGAAAGAAUUUGUACUUUUGUUACUAUUAGUUGUUUUUGCUUACGAGAUAUACUUGACAUGUCGUCCUUUGAGGGGGUGCAGAUCACAAAGGUUGACGACUGUAUGACGACAUUCUGCUUUUUCUUAAAUUGAACCCAUUUCCACACAUUAAUCUGUGAUUCUUGUCCAUGUUGUUUGUUCUGUCGAUAAUUGCCCCGGUGCCCCGGUUGAGAUUAGAAAUGUCCCUCUAUGACUUUAUGAAUUGUGAAAUAAUGCUUUGGGCCUCAGUUAUGGUCUGGAAAAGGCUUUGUUGCAUCACUAAUAAUUGCAAAGCGUGUUGAAAGUGAGCGAUUGUUUUUGAGGUGAUGUUGAAAUUAAUUAAAUGAAACGACUCUA